UUCUGUUUUGUGUAAAGGCCGUUAAGAGGAAACUCGAGUUAAAGUGAAAGUGAAACAGGCUUGAUGUUCGGCACAGUGAGCUCCGAUGGGGAUCGUGUCAGUGCUGUUCGGCCUCGGCAGACACGUUGUGUCCAUGAUGGCCUGGUUCACCUCCACGCAGCUGUACCCGCUGCUGCAGUGGCUGUGGGCCAGACUUUUAAUCUUACGGCGAUGCGUUCAACCCGCUUGUCGUCGGUUGUUUGUAACACUCGGCUGGCGAAAAGAUCCCGUGAGAAGCAUAGAAGUGCCCGAAGAAACCGACGACCAGGAUUCAGAUCCGGUGAGAGAGUGCCCGGAGCAGGUGAGACCCCCCGGCCACAGCGACCGUCAGCCUGGGCCCGGGGACAUCCCCGGGAGGGCCGGGGCCUCCGCCGGAGAGCUGACAGAUGACGAGAGUGACGGAGAACCUGAUGAAGGGGAGUAUAGAGUCGAGACCACAGAUGAGUUGUACUGCGGCUAUGAUUCAACAUGGGAGACUGAGGAGAACCAGAGGAGCCCACCCAGGGGCCCCAACAGGCGGUCAGCAGCGUCCAGAUCAUACAAGUUCAGCAGAUUUGAAAGUGCUGCAAAAGACAUGCAAAACUACAGGCAUGACUACCCUAACAUGUCACAACGCUGGCCAGGACCAGUAUCUGACGACAAGCCUAACCUAAACUUCUACCUGGGAUGGAAGCCCUCUAAGCCUGAUGACAUCUACAUCAACACUUUCCACGACGAAUGGACCGGAAACUAUUACGCACUGGAGCAUGUACACACCUACAUUCAAUGGUUGUUCCCACUGCAAGAACCAGGGGUGAACUAUGAGGCCAGUCCCCUGACAAAAGAAGAAAUUCAGGGUUUUCUGAAUAACAGCACCGUGAAGAAAAAUCUGCUGAAGUCCUACACGCUCAUGCUGGACUUCUAUGGUAUCAAGUUGUGUGAUGAGGGCACAGGAGAAGUCAAGAGGGCGCACAACUGGAGAGAGAGAUUCAACAACCUCGACAAUCACUCCCACAACAACCUGCGCAUCACCCGCAUCUUGAAGUGCCUGGGAAACCUGGGUUACGCCCACUACCAAGCCCCCCUGGUCCGCUUCUUCCUGGAGGAAACUCUCGUCCACGGACAGCUCCCCAACGUCAAGGAGAGUGUGCUCAACUACUUUGUGUUUGCUGUCCUCGAUAGGAAGGAACGCAGGAAUCUCCUCAAGUUUGCCUACUCAAAGUAUGCCCGUCAAGAUGAGUUUGUGUGGUGCCCAAAGAAAAUUCAGAGGAUUUGGUCGAGGCCUCAGGCACAGCAGGGAAUGAAGAGUUUUUGACCAUGAAGGUAAAAUCAAAGACCCGGCAAAUGCGGCUGCCAAAGAAGAAUCUUUCACCGUGCCCCUUAAUCAAUACUGACUCUGUAUAGUAUUUACUGCAUACUAAUGAUCAGAUGUGUAGCUUUACAGUCAGGCUGCUGCCUUACAAUCUCACUACCACUUAAACCGACAUCAGGGACCAUUUAACUGGUUAUUUAACCGGUGGCAUGGCACUAAAGCCUUGUAUUGUUUCACUCUGGUUUCAGUCAUUAGAUACCUCAAUGCUAUGCAUCCUGCAAACAGCUGUGUUUGCAGCUGUUACAAAGAAAAUGUGUUUUAUUUUACUCACCUUUCAAACAAACACACAUGCUGGCCACAACGAUAUCUUUACCGUAGAGGGCAAUGGUGCUCCUUGGUCCAGAACUGCCACCAGAGUCAGCAAAAAAAAUGUUACGUGUUUUUACAUUAAAGUGCCUUGGAGCUGCUUUGAUCUUGGCAAAUAGACGUCAAAAAGUUUUACAUUAAUUGUGUCGUUUUCAAAGGUUUCAUAUUAUGCUAUGUUGUGGUGUGCACAAAUUAAGAAUUAUAAUAACUGAGCAUCUGUUUGACUUCAUUGGCAUGAAACGACUGUUCGUCAUUCUCUCUGAAAUCUGCUGUUUUCUUGAUUGGAAGCUCUAUUUCACACCAAAAUGCCUUAUGUUAUCAUAGACUCCUCACGCUUGCUUUCAUUCCCCUUAAUGUAAUCAUUUUUUAUUUCAUUUUAUUCAUUAACUAAUUAAAUUAUUUACAUUGACCUGAUAAAAUUCACAUAACAUUUGUGUCAGUUUUUGGUCAAAAUACUGUAAAACAGUAGUUGUAAGGUAUUAGAUUAAAAAAAAUUGAGUUCCACUCUGAGAUUCAUGUUGGGGAAUUACAUCAGUGGUUAACUGCAGUAAAGUAAUUGAAUGUUGAAGAAGUGGGAGAUACAGUUGCCCUAAAUUUUGAGUGACAUAAGUUGUGCUAAUUUCUAACACAGCAUGAUUGUCAUACAAAUGCAUUUUGCUUGUUCUUAUAAAUAAAUAAAAAAUAGUGAUUUAAUUCCAACAACA
This is a messenger RNA of Acanthopagrus latus (yellowfin seabream), 2400 nucleotides long. Its product is annotated as opioid growth factor receptor-like. Gene Ontology annotation, cellular component: membrane. Lineage: Eukaryota; Metazoa; Chordata; Actinopteri; Spariformes; Sparidae. The record is from RefSeq and is a predicted model, not a curated record. Gene Ontology annotation, molecular function: opioid growth factor receptor activity. The transcript is spliced from 8 exons. Bases 86 to 1333 code for a protein of 415 amino acids.